This is a messenger RNA of Sordaria macrospora k-hell, 1050 nucleotides long. The record is from RefSeq and is a predicted model, not a curated record. Lineage: Eukaryota; Fungi; Ascomycota; Sordariomycetes; Sordariales; Sordariaceae.
AUGGGUAAAGUUUGGGUUAGGGAUAAUAAGGCAUUUUUCACUGUUAUACGGAAAAAUGAAAUAAAUUCCCUAAUCGGAAUUUUUACUAAAUAUCCUUUAAAAUCUUCUAAAGGUUUAAAUUUUUUAGAUUUUAAAAAAGCUUUUGAGCUUUAUACAUCUCAUAAAUUAACUAAAGAAAUAUUAAAUCAAAUCGAGAGUAUUAAAAAGAAUAUGAACUCUCUUAGAACGAAUUAUGAUAUGAAGGAUUAUUAUAAACAAAAUGAUUUAAUAAUUAGUGCUUAUUGAUUAUUAGGAUUUAUAGAAGCUGAGGGUUCCUUCUUUGUUAUUAACAGAGGAGGUUAUAACAUUACUAUGGAGUUUAGCUUAACACAAAGUUUUUUGGAUUUAUCUUUAAUGGAGGCGAUAAAAGAAUUUUUAAACAAUUUAGCUAAUCCUGAGAGUUCGACUAUAAGUAACUUAACUUUUGCAUACCUUUACGUCGAUAAGAAAGAGAAAAACCACUUAAGGGAUGUGAUAAUCGUUAAGAUUACUCAAGCUGGGUACAUAAAAAAGGUGUUAAUGCCUUUUUUAGAUAGUUUAAAUUGGCAAAGUAAGAAGGUUAAGGAUUACCACGACUGAAAGAUUAUUUUUCAACUUAAGGAGAAAGGUUUACAUUAUUUACCAGAAGGGCUUAUACUAGUUAAUGGUAUCUUAGAUCAAAUGAAUAGAAGAAGACUAUCUAGUAGCGAAAAAGCAGAAGUAAGGCUAAAUAGAACUCCUUUAGAUAAAGAAAUUGCCAAAUUAUUAUCUGGACCUUCUAAUUUGGAAGUAAUGAGUGAUGGUAGAGUCCUUAUUAAGUCUUUAAAUAAAUAUUAUUCUUCACGUCUUAGCAUUGAAGUUGAAAUUAUAGAUGAUAAAGCUAACCUUAUUAAGACAUUUCCUUCUAUAAAAGAAUGUGCAGAGUUUUUAGGGAUGACGCGUCAAGUCUUAACAAGACGUAUUUUAAGUAAAAAAUCUAUUUUAUUAGACUCUAAACCCGUUUUGGUAAGGAAAAUUGAAAAAGAGGAAUAA